This is a messenger RNA of Pistacia vera, 1739 nucleotides long. RefSeq names its product protein trichome birefringence-like 25. The transcript has 3 exons. Lineage: Eukaryota; Viridiplantae; Streptophyta; Magnoliopsida; Sapindales; Anacardiaceae. The record is from RefSeq and is a predicted model, not a curated record. The coding region runs from base 89 to 1432 and encodes 447 amino acids. Gene Ontology annotation, molecular function: O-acetyltransferase activity. Gene Ontology annotation, cellular component: Golgi apparatus.
CCUUAAUAUCUGUUCUCUUCACUUCUUUCUUCUCUCUCUCUUCCCAUUUUUGUAUAGAUUUUCUGGGUCUAUCUUUAUCUUACACCAAAUGGUGAAGGAAAUCAGGUUGGAGUUGAACCCAUCAUCACACUGUAAAAAUAAACUCAAUCAUGUUAUCCUAAAGCUUGUUAUCUCGUUUUUGCUAUUGGGCCUUGCUUUUCGUUUCCUUGUUUCUGAUUCAAUAGGAUUUUCAUCACUGGUUGAGACUCAACGGACUCAGACUCCUUUAGAAGACACCAACGCAGAGUCUCCUGAGACGUCUUUGCCUGCUCAAGAACCUGUUUCUGGUUAUUAUCAACCAAAUAAUGAAACUCAAUUAUCCAAUAAUGCAAAAUGUGAUCUUUUUAUCGGAGACUGGAUACCGGACCCAUCUGGUCCAUUUUACAGUAACGUUACCUGCCGUGCAAUUGAAAGUCAUCAGAAUUGUAUGAUGAAUGGGAGACCUGAUUCUGGAUACCUUUACUGGAGGUGGAAUCCACGAGAUUGUGAAUUACCCAGGUUCAAUCCUGAGAGAUUUCUUGAUUUAAUGAGGAAUAAAUCUUGGGCCUUUAUUGGUGAUUCAAUUUCUCGCAACCAUGUGCAGUCAUUGCUUUGCAUUCUUACUCAGGUGGAGCAAGCUGACGAGGUUUACCAUGAUGAGGAAUAUAGAUCUAAAAGAUGGCACUUUCCUUCUCACAACUUCACCCUUUCGGUAGUUUGGACCCCAUUCCUGUUGAGAGCUGAUAUUUUUGAAGACGUCAAUGGAGUUUCCUCAUCAGAAAUCCAGCUCCAUCUUGAUCUACUUGAUAAAAAAUGGACGGAACAAUACAAAAACUUUGAUUACGUGAUGAUUGCAGGUGGGAAAUGGUUUCUCAAAACUGCUAUAUACUAUGAAAACAACACUGUACAAGGCUGCCAUUACUGUCCUGGAAAGAAUUUAACUGAGUUAGGAUUUGACUAUGCGUAUCGUAAAGCACUCCAGCUAGUUCUUAGGUUUCUCACAAGAUCUGAUCACAAGGCAUACGUUUUCUUUAGAACCACAACGCCCGAUCAUUUUGAGAACGGAGAAUGGUUCAGUGGAGGGACUUGUAAUAGAACCGUGCCCUUCAAAGAAGGUGAGGUGGAUAUGAGAGAUGUAGAUAGUGUUAUGCGAGAUAUUGAAUUGGAAGAAGUUGAGAAAGCUGUAGGUAUAGGAGCUGAAAAUGGGAUUAUUUUGAAAUUAUUAGAUACAACUCGGCUUUCAUUAUUGAGACCUGAUGGCCACCCAGGGCCAUUUAGGCAAUUUCAGCCAUUCGCAAAGGAUAAGAAUGCCAAAGUUCAGAAUGACUGUUUACAUUGGUGCUUGCCUGGCCCAAUUGACUCUUGGAAUGAUUUAGUAAUGGAGAUGAUGGUGAAUGAUGGAAUCUAUAGAUGAUCAUUAUGCCAAGCUUAUUAGGGAUUUUAAUUGAGAUGCUGAGUUUAUUUACAUUUUUUAUGAACAUAGUAGAGAUCUUUGGCGUUUCAUCAUAUGGCAACAAUAACUUUUUUCCCUGAAGGCUGAAGCUGCUGGGAGCUGUUAACAUGCAAAUGUACAAUCCGUUUGGACAGAAUCGUCGUAAUUUGAAGUCAAAAUUAUCUGUAAUUAUAUGAUUCCAUUAGGUUGUUCGAUUCUCUGGCCAUACACAUACUGCUAUAUCAAAUUCGAAGUAAUUUACUUCACAUGACCAUAACAUUUGUUUUAU